ACCAUUCAAACACAGCAGCGGGCUGAGAGGGAUGCUGCAAUUGCUCGAUUAGAACAAAGCCGAAUUGUUCUUGCUAUGAGAUUGGCCGAACAUCAUGGUAAGAAGUACAAAGUCAUUGAAGAAGCUCUGGCUUUUGUGGGAGAUGUACAGGGCGCAGGCCGCGUUCUUAUGCGGGAAAACCUUUGUGGUCAACCAUGCUGUCCUUCUGCUGAGAAUUUUGCAGCUGAUAAAGGAAGGAAAUCUAAUAUCUUUAUUAAUGUCUUCCUUUCAACUGUCAGUUUUGUGAAAAAAGCCCUCAGAUUAGAUAAUGUGAGUGGAAUAGUGGGCAACGCUGCUUUGGUUGCCGUUAGCGUGGUUGCUUUGCUACAUUUUCAUCACGUAGCUUAUCAGGAGCUUCCACAUAGGCAAGAAAAUAGUCUUCCCAGCAACAGAACCGGGCGAAGAAAAUUUCAACCAGAGGGGUCUUCGGCUAAUUCGCACUCCAGAAAUCUGGAUUUACUGCUGGCCAGGGGUUAG
Molecule: messenger RNA, 516 nt
Organism: Neltuma alba
Lineage: Eukaryota; Viridiplantae; Streptophyta; Magnoliopsida; Fabales; Fabaceae
Product: plastid division protein PDV1-like
Exons: 1
Biological process (GO): chloroplast fission
Source: RefSeq, a predicted model, not a curated record